AUGCGAAAAAAGAUGAUGUCAUGGGAGUCGACAAAAAAUUUGGAAACGGAAAACGUUCAGGCCGCUAGUAGUAUCGGAAUAGUCUCUGAAGUAAAAAUGGACGGUACCAUGACAAUAUCCACCCAACACCGCGCCGUUUGCAGGAAGUACGUCGAUGUGUGGCGCUCGGAAUGCGCGCCUUCGAGAUUGGCUCCCACGUUGGCGAAAAAUCGCUGGAUCAUGCCGAUUUUUGGCCGCUAUACAAGGUGAGAACGUGCGGCGAGAAAAAGUAAAAACGAUGAAAGAAGCGGGAGCGGAGAGGACGAUCGCAUCGAAUAUUCGUGGCCGGAUGACGACGACGACGACGACGACGACGACCUUUUUGACGGCGAUGAGAGCCGCAUAAACGCUUUACUUUUUCAUCGCCCCCACCGUUGAAUUUUUCAUUUUUUUUUCGGUGCACUCAGAUUCUCACGCACUUGCACUGUUUUGCAAAGGUGACCGGGCGGUCCAAUACAUGAAUUUCAGGUGUGCGAGGAGCUCUCCGUCGUGCUCUUUGUGCACCCGUGGGACAUGCACUCGUGGGACGACCGUCUCUCGAAAUACUGGAUGCCGUGGCUCGUCGGAAUGCCCUCGGAGACCGCGCAAGCCAUCUGUUCCGUCCUGAUGGGCAACAUUCUUGUGCUGUUCCCUCGGCUCCGCUUCUGUUUCGCACACGGCGGCGGAUCGUACCCGAUCAUCCGCGGACGGGUCGCCCACGGGUACAACGUGCGACCUGAUUUGUGUGCGACCGAGUGCAAAGUUGGACCCGAACAGUUGGACGGUCUGCUGUGGACCGACUCGUUGGUGCAUGAUCCGAAAGCUCUGGAUCUCUUGAUUUCAACUGUCGGAAAGGAGCACAUUGUGCUCGGCACGGAUUAUCCGUUCCCUCUAGGCGAACUUGAGGUGAGUGGGACAUCGCGCUCUACCGUAAUCCACGUUUCAAGGUCGGAAAAGUCGUCGAGGAGUACAAAUCGUUCGGAGAAUCGGAUCGUCGUGACCUGCUUUGGAACAACGCUGUCAACAUGCUUCAAUUGGACGAGAACUCGCUCUUCAACAAGGAUCAUUGA
Messenger RNA from Caenorhabditis sp. 36 PRJEB53466, 1088 nucleotides. The record is from the annotation of a GenBank genome assembly. NCBI's taxonomy places the organism in Eukaryota, Metazoa, Nematoda, Chromadorea, Rhabditida, Rhabditidae.